AUGUCCCAGUCAAGUCUUAAAGAAGAACCAAAACCACCGCUGGAUGCACCUGGAACCAGCGAACUUAACGAUUCUCCCGUAAAUCUUUCCGACGUCGCGUCAAGCAAGGAAGAAGAUAUCUCAAACGAAAAGCGGGAACUCAAGGAAAGUGACUGCUACGAGACACUGGGCUACUGCUGGCCCAGAUGGAAGAAAUGGAGUUAUCUCGUCUCGGUCGCGUUUGUUCAAGUGUCGAUGAAUUUCAACACGUCUGUUUAUCCCAAUGCAAUCAUACCACUUUCCAAGGCCUUCAACAUUAGCGAGCAACAUGCUCGAACAGGACAAAUGGCCUAUCUUGUUACGUACAGUAUAGGAUGCGAAUUAUGGGCGCCAUGGUCUGAAGAGCUAGGGAGAUGGCCUAUCUUGCAGCUCUCCAUGUUCUUAAUCAAUAUCUGGCAGAUCCUGGCAGGUCUUGCCCCGAACUGGGGAAGCCACGUAGUGGCUCGAGCAUUGGGCGGUCUCUCCACCGCUGGAGGUAGUGUUACCCUCGGUUUGAUUGCGGACCUUUACGAACCCGAAACACAGCAAUUUCCUCUUGCGUUUAUUGUGCUCUCUUCUUGUAUUGGCACCAGUAUUGGGGGUGUGAUCGGUGGGCCAAUUGAGCGAUUCCUCACAUGGCGAUGGUUCUUUUGGAUCCAACUUAUCUUCGGAGGAGUCACACAAGCCAUCAUCUUUUUCAUGCCCGAGAGUCGCUCCACCAUUUUGAUUGACAAGGAGGCCAAACGCCGGCGCGAAACCGGCGAAGACCCCAACAUCUACGGGCCCAACGAGCUCAAGAAUCCCCGGAUUUCACUAAAAGAUGCAGGAAGGAUCUGGAUCCGACCUUUCCAUAUGCUCGUACGGGAACCCAUUGUGCUUUGCCUGUCUCUUCUGUCCGGAUUCUCCGACGCUCUGAUCUUCACUUUCCUGGAGAGCUUUGCCAUUGUCUACGAGAAAGGAUGGGGCUUUGGCAUUCUCGCCCAAGCCUGGGCCGUCAUCCCCAUCAAUGCUGCCUAUGUGAUUGCCUAUUUCACAUAUUUCCCUUGGUUCCGCAGAGAUCAGUCUAUCCGCCAGGCCCGGGGCAAUGAUGCAUUGGUGCCGGAACGCCGUCUGAAAUGGCUUUUAUUCCUCGCACCACUCGAACCUAUUGGUUUGUUUGGCUUCGCCUGGACCUCUCUCGGCCGCGAACACAAUGUGCACUGGAUCGGCUCCAUGAUCUUCUCGGCCUGCGUCGGAAUCGCCAACUACGCCAUCUAUCUGUCCUCAGUGGACUAUAUGGUCGCCUCCUACGGAGUCUACUCGGCCUCGGCUACCGGUGGAAACGCCUUUGCGCGAGACCUGUUGGCCGGUAUAUCUGCCAUGUAUGCCACGCCCAUGUACACCAACAUCGGCAACAAGUACCCGGUUGAGUAUGCUUCUACGAUUCUGGCUUGUAUGUCCUGUCUGGUGGUGAUACCUAUCUAUGUGUUCUACUGGAAGGGCCCUCAGAUCCGUGCUAACAGCAAAUUUGCAUCCACGCUUGCUGCUGAUAGAAAGGAGAAUGAGGGUCGUCGUGCUAGCAGAAUCAAUUCUGAGCCUUGA
Molecule: messenger RNA, 1599 nt
Organism: Talaromyces rugulosus
Lineage: Eukaryota; Fungi; Ascomycota; Eurotiomycetes; Eurotiales; Trichocomaceae
Exons: 3
Coding region: 1-1599 (532 amino acids)
Biological process (GO): transmembrane transport
Molecular function (GO): transmembrane transporter activity
Source: RefSeq, a predicted model, not a curated record